CUUGUUCACUGACCCCCCAUGCGCCUAACCCAAACUCUCACAUCAGCGACCCAAUCGACCAAACAGAUCCCACGUAGCACAAGGUCUUCCUAUCCCAUUCCAGCCCAAAUCCAACCCCACGUCCCAGCUGCCAUCUCAGCCUCACCCAGACCGGCCCAAUCCAAAUCCGGGGUCCAAGGGUCUUUGACGUCUCACCCCCCCCUUUCUUCUCUUGAACUCAGCCAAAGAAGAUAAGCUCAUGCCAUGUCCACACGGACAACGUGGGCUAGGCCGCGGAACCUCUGGCAUGUGCGAUGGGACACGUCAUCGUGAUGGUGGUGGAGACUUUGGCUAAACGUCGCGAGCGAAGUCUAUGUGAGGCUCUGGGGAGCUUGCAGAGCUUCGGGGUUGACUAGGGAAACUCUACCCAGAGACCUGGGACUGGAGUUGUUGAAAGGAGGAGGAGAGUGUGUUUGUGGAUUGAAAGAACAUACUUUGCAGUGUUUGUUGAGUAUUGCCAUUUGCGAACAUGCAUCCUGCUAUCCGCACACCCAAGAAGAGUGUCUCAAUGCUCACGUUUUAU
Messenger RNA from Ilyonectria robusta, 562 nucleotides. RefSeq lists its product as uncharacterized. Lineage: Eukaryota; Fungi; Ascomycota; Sordariomycetes; Hypocreales; Nectriaceae. The coding region runs from base 19 to 234 and encodes 71 amino acids. The record is from RefSeq and is a predicted model, not a curated record. The transcript has a single exon.